This is a messenger RNA of Populus nigra (black poplar), 1002 nucleotides long. RefSeq lists its product as uncharacterized. The coding region runs from base 71 to 685 and encodes 204 amino acids. The transcript has a single exon. The record is from RefSeq and is a predicted model, not a curated record. NCBI's taxonomy places the organism in Eukaryota, Viridiplantae, Streptophyta, Magnoliopsida, Malpighiales, Salicaceae.
UCUUCCCUCUCCCGCACCACACAAACCUCUCCAUCUCUCUCUCUCUCUCCCCCUCCCUCUGGGCACAAAAAUGGAACAAAGUCCACCAUUGAUAGCCAAGAAAGCAUGCAACAUGUUACGUUUAAUUUUCUUGAUGAUACAAAAGGGUAUGUUAAAGAGCAAGGUCAUGCUUGAUCUCCAUUUCUUGAUGAGACGAGGCAAGAUCCUAGGCAAGGCCUUGAACGAUAUCAUGGUCCAACAACACAACACUCUAAGUUGUAUUUCACAUGAUGUUCACAUGUCGUUCAUAUCUCCCAGAGAGUAUGAGUUCAGCUGCAGCGGCAGCCCUGCUUAUAAAUUCUAUAGCUACAAGCAGCCUUAUUACCAAGCCAGGAGGCGAAGUCUCCACAAUCAUUACAAGCACACGCGAUUUCAGGCGCCUUCACACGAUGUUGAUGAUGUGGUAUCAAGUAACGGCGGCGUCGAUGUGGCAGUUGAGGCAUCACCUUCGGUGGGUUCAGCAAGGUGGUUUGGGACGUGGAGCCCAGUGGUUAGACAAGUGAGAAUAACCGACUCGCCGUUCACCAUGAGGGAUGUUGACGAGGAUUGUCACGUGGACACAGAAGCCGAGAAGUUCAUCGAGAUGUUUUACAGGGAGUUAAGGUUGCAGAAGCGGAUGGCUGCUCAUGAUCAAGCAGCAGUUUAGUAUGGAUGACAUGGCACAUGUGGGGCAACUUGUCAGUGAUGUCUAGUUUUGGGCUUAUUUCAGGUGUUAGGGUGAUCAAUAAUUCUCUGUUGAUUACAAAGAGAAGUCAUGAAAGAUGCAGCCUACUUUGCUGAUUGUAUAUGUGGGAUGAGCUUUUGUCUCCUUCCCCUUUUCUUGCUUGCUUGUGCUUUGCAUAAUGUGUAGCCUUUCUUCAUGUGUAUAUUCAUUCUCCAAGUAGCUUUCUUAACUCUCCGUUUGCUGUAUUAUUUGUUAUCUUGUUAAGAUUUAUCUAUUAACGAAAUUUACAUUGCUAGGCA